AGUUACAAAAUUACAAUGAUAUUAGUCGGAUAGUGAAGGUCUGAAAAUGCUAUAAUUACUUUAGUUAUCGAAGACUCGAAGUUUUCUCCGAUCAAACUACCAAAAUUAGCAAACCUCUUUUAACAACUGCACAUAAAAACCAAGGAAAAGAUAUGGAAGAUGGAGUGAAAGAGGAAACAAUCUCUAUUAAAAAUCCAUCAAUGGAGGAAAAAGAAGUCAUUGAAGCUUUAAAUUCUUUCAACCAAGAAGACCUUCUUAAAGCUCUUGAAGUUGUAGAGAGAGAUUCUCUCGCCAUUGCUGAGAGCUACACAUCUCUCUUUGCUUCUCUUCGAUUAGCGCUAUCUGAGGUUACCGGCACUUCAAUAGAUCAUAUCGAAUGCUUCAGUAAUGCUUCCGGCAAACUUCAAGAAUCAGCUAUUGAUGCAGCAACCAGAGGGAAUCGUUUUAUACAUUCAUGUAUUAGGUUGAAUGAGGAGAUGAAAGGCAUUGAUGGUUUAGCAGCACAUUUAAAGAUCCUCAAGAGGAAUGUUGAUGCUUUGGACUCAGCAGUCAGCAGACUCCUCUGAAUCACAUAAUCGGCCCAUCUAAUUAUUUUGAUAACUCAUACAGGUUCCUAAACUGGACCAUCUUGCUCGACUCUGCUGAAACUGCAUGUCAUUAUAAUACGAUUAGGUGUUUUCGCGCUAUGCUGAGAGACCUUCACAUUUUCCCUUUGGAGGCGAGCGAUUGAUUAAUUUUCAGCUGUUCUGAUGUCUCUGCUCUUGGUUUGCCUUCUGCUUGGCUUAAUGAGUUUAACUGAUCACGAGUACCUUGUAACAUAAUCUACCUACUGAGAUCUGUAAUAAGAUCACUCUGUUGGUGAUAAACUGGACAUUCUUUCUGUUUCUCUGUGAUCAAUAAUAUCACUUUGGUAA
Molecule: messenger RNA, 914 nt
Organism: Beta vulgaris subsp. vulgaris (sugar beet)
Lineage: Eukaryota; Viridiplantae; Streptophyta; Magnoliopsida; Caryophyllales; Amaranthaceae
Exons: 5
Coding region: 153-566 (137 amino acids)
Source: RefSeq, a predicted model, not a curated record